AUGCUAAGGUUUUUAACUUUUAUUUUGGUUCUUAUUUUGCAAAAAAAACAAGCUUUUUGUAUUGAAACAAUCACUACUCACUAUGAUUCUAACUAGCUGUAAGUUUAAGUCAAUCUUAAUGUAGGCUCGCCUCCUGUUCCUCUCGCACUAGAUGUUUAUUUUGGAACAGUUUAAUAAUAAUCAUAAUCAUAAUCAUAAUUAAGUUUGGGAUAAUACAUCUUUGACCAAAGUAUAUAACAAACCAGCCCAGAUUUUUAUGAGUUAUUAAGUUCAGCUGGUAUAGAAGUAUUGUAUGACACAACUAAAAGCUCUACAUCUUAGUUAGGAAAUUCUUUCUAAAGAUAAAACAACUAAGGAACAUAUAUAUAAGGAGUGUAUGUUAACGAUAUAUUAUCAUUUAAAAGUAUAUAAGGAAAGUAUAAUUUUGCUUGUGUUUAAUAAGUAUAAAAUAUGUAUUCAGCGUUUUCUGAUGGUUAAAUUAUUUUUAAUCGAAUUUAUUAAAAUUUAUUCGAUUAAUUGUACUAACAAAAUGCUAUCAAAACUAGCGAUUAUAUUUUGAGAGGGUCUUAAUAUAUUGUACACCAAUCCGACGAUGUUAGCUUUCUAUAAAAUAGCAUUGAAAUUUCCUUCGAUUUAGAUAAAAAUUCAAGCUAUUAUGAUUUUCCUUCUAAUCCAAUGAUUAAUAAUAUUGAUACAUUUGAAAUAAUGAACUAUGGAAUUUACUUAGAUGGCUAAGAUGUAACAGACAAAGUUAAAACAAGGAAACUAUCAUUUGAUUAAAUUAAUAGCUAACGUGGCUAUAUAGAUGUGAGUACUUAUAUUCCUAAAGAUUUGUUUAAUAUUAUUUCGAUGAAAUACAAUUUACCUCCAAAUGGUUAAUCAUAUAGUAAUUGCAAAUAGUGUUAAUGCUAAGAAGUUGCAAACCUACCUGAAAUUGCCUUAAUUACUGAGUAAUAUAAAAUCACAAUUUAACCUAAUUAAUAUAUGUCCUAUAGAGAUGGUGAAUGCAAUUUUAAUUUAAUAAGUUCAGAUUCUUUCAAUAUAGCUUUUCCAUUGAUGUUCAAUAAUAUCAAUAUAAUGUAUUAAAAAUCAUCUAAUUCGAUAAAACUAAUUAAUGCAGAAUUAAUAAAUCACUUAAAUUUAAAUUCUAUCAUAGCUACUUUUUCUAUUUUUAGCGCAAUUAAUUUUAUCAGCCUUAUUUACUUUUCUUCAGUAUGGCUCUUAAAGUUUAAAUUAUAUAAAUCCGAAAAUCUUCACAAAAUAGAAGCUGCUAAUGUUUUUGAAAUAAAUAAGAAUAAAUGA
Tetrahymena thermophila SB210 is the source of this 1302-nucleotide messenger RNA. Its product is annotated as transmembrane protein, putative. The record is from RefSeq and is a predicted model, not a curated record. The transcript has a single exon. Lineage: Eukaryota; Ciliophora; Oligohymenophorea; Hymenostomatida; Tetrahymenidae.